Molecule: messenger RNA, 2114 nt
Organism: Colossoma macropomum (tambaqui)
Lineage: Eukaryota; Metazoa; Chordata; Actinopteri; Characiformes; Serrasalmidae
Product: caspase-8-like
Exons: 6
Coding region: 119-1207 (362 amino acids)
Biological process (GO): negative regulation of extrinsic apoptotic signaling pathway via death domain receptors; proteolysis
Molecular function (GO): cysteine-type endopeptidase activity
Source: RefSeq, a predicted model, not a curated record
UCUGCAGCAACACACCUUACAAGAAACCAUAAGGCAUUUCCACCUGAGCCAGAAGUGAAAAUAAAAGGCUCUGACUUGGAGGAAAACUAGGACAGACAUUUCUACUGCUCGGUAAGUCAUGCAGACUCUACGUGACAAGAAGCUCUUCUUCAUCGACACUCUGUCUGCAGAUGCCAGCUUUGUCUUGCAGCAUGCUGAGCAGAAUGAAAUCAUCACUAAGCGGGAGUACAACAACCUUAACCACCCUAACCACACCCAGGAGAACAUCAUCAUUAAUCUUCUGGACAAGGUGAUGAACAAGGGGAAUGAAACAUGUCUCAGAUUCCUACAACUACUACAGCAUGAACAGCUGCAGGACAAUUUCCCUGGGCUUAAGGGGCAUUUCAGACCUCCACAACCAGCACUAAACGAAGAUAGUCCAGUCAAGCCACCCGAUGAGAUCAGUGAAUACAAGAUGUCCAGCGUUCCACGUGGUCUCUGUGUGAUCAUCAACAAUAUAGUUUUUAAACAACAAUCAUGCAACAGGAUAGGAUCUGAAGAUGAUGAAGAGUCUCUUGAAAAGGUGUUCCGCUGGCUGGGGUUCACUGUGGAGGUGCACAGAGACCAAACUGCACAGCAGAUGAAAGACCUCCUGAAGCAGCUCAGUCAGAAGAACCAUGAAGGUGACUGUUUCGUUUGCUGCAUCCUGAGCCAUGGUGGUGGUAAAGGGGUGCACGGCACUGAUGGAGGUGUCGUCCCCAGUGAGGACAUAUUCACUCCAUUCAGUGGAACCUCCUGCCAAAGCCUGGCUGGCAAACCAAAAGUGUUCUUCAUCCAGGCCUGUCGUGGGAAAGACUAUCAGCGCCCAGUUAAAGUCCAGGCUGAUAACCUUGAAGGAGAUGAAGCAGCAGAGGAAGCAGUGUUGGAAACGGAUGUUGUUGAGAUGUUCACCAUCCCAGAUGAUGCAGAUUUCUUUGUGGCGAGGUCAACCGUUAAAGGCUUCGUCUCAUUCAGGGACAUACUUUCAGGCUCGUGGUUCAUUCAGUCUUUGUGUAAGCAGCUGGAAACGUACUGUCCAAAGGGUGAAGACAUCCAGUCUAUCCUGCUCUGUGUGAAUGAAGAAGUCAGUAAAAAUGUUUCUUUUGGACCGCAAGAAGAAGUGGACGGCAAACAGAUGCCAGUCCAAAAAGUGACCUUGAGGAAGAAGCUGGUGUUCCGUGUUCCCUAGCUAGAACAACAGUGCCAUAAUACCACAACCUGUCCAUAAUGGGCUCUGUUUAUAAUUCUGUUCUGGACAGGUCUACUUUUUUCUGUUAUGCCAGUCCGUUUUCUUUAUUUCUGUUUUGAAAAAGGGGUAAACAGGGAAGCUAAAAUGAGUCAUUAGCGUCUAGUUUGGUGCGGCUUUAUACUAUAUCUGUUCUUCAGAAUUAGUAUUUAGAUGUUUUUCUACAAAUAAUCCCUGGAGUUAACUGGUUUUGGUUUUACAUAAUAAAACGAUGUACUGUGAAUUGACUUAUGAGCAGUAAAUAUGUGAAAAUAUGGGGGAACCAUUUUCAUGCAAAGAAGUAAUUAAAAAUCACAAUUUUUAAUAUUAAAAAAUUUGUCUUUAAUUUCUAACAUAUUUUUUCUCCAUUGGACCAAAUACACCCGAAAUAAACUGACUGAUUGCCUCUGUAUCUUUAUGAAAUCAUUUUUAAACAUUAGAUUAUUUUAUAUACAGUACUGUGCAAAACUUCUAUGCACCUGAGAAAAUUAUAUUUUAAAGCUAUAUACUGGGGCAGUAAGUAAUUAUUUGCUCAAAAAAACUAAUAUUAGCAUAAAUGUAAACAAUAUUAAUAUAAUAAGGAGUGAUUGUAUGGAUGUCAGUGUGUUUACCUAACCAUUUACUAACUUCUCCUCUUGGCAGCACAGCAUUAUUCGUAGUUAUCAUCCAAUACCUGGUUUGGCUCAAUCCUUCAUUAAAUUAAGGGUGGUAAUGGAUUUUAACAAAUCUGUGUGCUGGCUGGGAACAUGGAGGAGAACUCGAGUAGGAAAGCUCACAAGAUAUAUAUAUUUUUUUAAAAAGCAAAAGUGUCUCGCUAGUUUUUACUGCAUUAAUGUUGAUUUGUAAUUAUUGUAAUGGUAAAGGGUUUUAA